UCAUCAUCGCCCGUGUGGAUCCAGAAUUCCCACAACGGACCAACACCAACAACUCAUCGGCAAAAGGCGCUUUCUAUCACUUCUUAACCUCACAGAAAGCGGCCAACUCUAUCGUCCUCUUGCUGGAUUGUGUAGACUGUACGGAAGCACCAGUUGUCGGCUCAUCAGUACUCCUGGCAAACUUGUGCGGAGCAUCCCCCGGAAGUUCACUUUAACUCCCUUUCGAGGCUUCCAAUACGAGGCGUCCAUACGAGGCUUGUCGUGCCUUGGCCUCUGCGCAAAGUACAGUAACUCCGACCGGACGACCAACGGCCACUCACAGGCCGUCGAUAUCCUCCGUAAUUACUAUUGUCUUUAAAGCAAAGCGAUGGGUCUCUUCAAAAAGACCAACAGUCCGUAUGGCGCUGGCGCCACCCAGGGCAACUCCACAUUGCAAAACCUCCAAUUCUGGAAACAGCUGAAAAACGACUCUACACCGAAUAUCACCACCGCACGCACCGUCGACUCCUUCAACACCACCACCUCUAAACCCCGCGCAAUUGCACUGUCUGUCGACCUCGAAACCCGAAAAGCACAUACUAUUGUGCUGGGGCUGGUGGUACUCGAUUUCUUGAUAUCGCUCGCCGCACUUUACGAAGCCCUAUACGACCCAGCCUCGCCGUCAGCACUCGACCCACACCUGAACGUCACAAAGACGCUGCAUACAAGCAGAGCUGGGUUCACAGGCGCCCGUGUUUUCCUAUUCGCUGCGUCGCUCUUGAUCAGGACAGCGUUCCUAAUCGAAAUCAUCUUCCGCCUCCUCGCCACCGGCGCAUCCACCUACCUCCGCCUCCCCUACAACAUCUUCGACGCCCUCAUCGUCCUCCUCGCAUUCUUCCUGCACAUGACACUCCCCGCCCGCGAAGCACUCAUUGUAAACCCCAUCAUCCUCUGCCGAUUAUGGCGGGUGAUCUUCUGGGUCCGCUGCUUUGAACGAGAACUCUCUGCGCGAUUCGAGCGGGAUGUUACGAAUAUGCGCCGAACCUGCGAUAUUGAGAUGGGACAGGUUGUGGAUCGGAAUAGGGAGCUGGAGAAGAAGUUGACGGUGAAUGGGGAGAAGAUGAGGGUGCUGUUGGGUGAUGUUGGGAUUGUGGAUAUGGAUAUCACGGCGUAGGCAUCCCGCGUUAGGGGCGGGGCUAUUUCCCCGCACCAGAAUGCGAUUUCCGGCGUAGUCAACGUGUAUUUGGGACGCUUGGGUAGAAGAGGGGCUUGAUGUCCCUCAUUUGCGUUGGAUUUUGCAGUUUUUGUGUUCCAUAGACGGUGCCAAGAGGCGUAUUUGUAGUUGUUUGACGAGAUUCUCGCCCUUUGUACAUAUACAGAUCAUCAGUAUCACUCCCUUGUUAUUCCAUUUCCAUUCAAUAUAGAAGUACCAUCUGUUUUCCU
Fimicolochytrium jonesii is the source of this 1422-nucleotide messenger RNA. RefSeq lists its product as uncharacterized. The transcript has a single exon. Bases 368 to 1153 code for a protein of 261 amino acids. Gene Ontology annotation, biological process: proton transmembrane transport. Gene Ontology annotation, molecular function: voltage-gated proton channel activity. Gene Ontology annotation, cellular component: plasma membrane. NCBI's taxonomy places the organism in Eukaryota, Fungi, Chytridiomycota, Chytridiomycetes, Spizellomycetales, Powellomycetaceae. The record is from RefSeq and is a predicted model, not a curated record.